This is a messenger RNA of Prunus dulcis (almond), 1852 nucleotides long. RefSeq names its product pumilio homolog 18-like. Gene Ontology annotation, molecular function: mRNA binding. Lineage: Eukaryota; Viridiplantae; Streptophyta; Magnoliopsida; Rosales; Rosaceae. Gene Ontology annotation, biological process: post-transcriptional regulation of gene expression. The transcript has 5 exons. The record is from RefSeq and is a predicted model, not a curated record. Gene Ontology annotation, cellular component: cytoplasm. Bases 1 to 1599 code for a protein of 532 amino acids.
AUGGAGACUUUAUGUUACGCUGGUUCUUCUAUUGAAGAAGAAGUAGAAAAAAGCCUUUGCCUUUCUUUGGGUAAGGUUCGGGUAAAGACGGACAAGUUUGAGAAUGAGAAACCUGGUUUCUCUGUGCAUAAUGGUAACAAUACUUGUUUGGGUUCGUCUUCUAAUGCCUCUCCAAGCAAAACCCAACAAGCACAGCCUGAUGUUUAUCCCAAAUACGAAAGCGGAUUUGAAAAUUCGCCUAGAGUUCCAGUGCCAUUGUAUCCACAAAGUAUCUGGAGAGAUCAUAUUUUGAAUGGUGGAGGACACAUUCUGGGUUCAAACAACCUGAAUCGGCAUGCCAAUGCUUAUCAACCAAAGAACCCUCUUGGUAACCUGACAGAAGAAACUACAAAAUCAAGAUUAAGUCGUGGAGCAACAUCUCCAUCUUUCUGCAACUGGGCAAACCAGCUCAACCCUUGUCUUAAUAAUUGGUACCAAAGUUCAGGAGAACAAUAUUACAGAAGCAAUGAAAGGAUUGGAAUGUAUUCAAAUGGUGAUCGGUAUCCAAGUUCUGGAAUAUCUAGUUAUAUGGGGACUCAGUCAAGCUUUAACAAUGAUGGAUGCCAUGGUGAUCAGAUAUUUAAGCUGCGGUCUUAUGCCGAUAUAGCUCGACUCGCUAUGACGCAACCCGGAUCACAGAGCUUAAUAAAUAUCAUGGUGGCUUCUAAGGACCCAUUCGCUAAGGAUAUGAUUUUUACUGGGGUUUUCGGUUCCAUAUUCGAGGUGAUGAAUGACUCACAUGGAUACUAUGUUUUUGGGAAGCUUAUUGAAUCAUGCAAUUACGGUCAGUUAAGACACAUUGUAGCACUGAUGACUUUGAAUACUGAAUCACUUGUCAGCAUAUCAACCAGAAAAUUUGGAUCAAAAUCAAUUCAGAGGCUUGUCAAGGUGCUUGAGAAAUCACCCUUGAUUUACACCUUGACAUUAGCUCUAUCCAGUGUAUUGGGGCAACUGAUGACCAACCGAACAGGGUCGUUUGUUAUAUUGAAGUGCUUAAACCUCCUUGACACACAGAAAAAUGAGAAAAUAUACGAAACUGCUGAAAGGCUUUGCAUCACUCUGGCCCAGAAUGAAAAGGGAUGCAUAUACUUGAAUGAGUUCAUCACCUACAGUAAAACUCCAUACAGAGAGAGACUCAUGAAUGAAAUCUCAAGCAAAUCAAAACUCCUUUCUCAGGAUCCUUCAGGGAACUUUGUUGUCCAGCACGUCCUGGGACUCCAUAACCCUGUCUUCUCUGCAAAGAUAUGCUUUGAGCUGAGGGAUCUGUACAUAAAGCUCUCUUCACAAAGAGGUGGGAGUCAUGUUGUAGAGAAAUGCUUGAACUCUUCUGAGACAGAUUAUGUAGUAAAUGCUUUUCUCAAGUAUGAAAAACUGUCGCAAAUUGCGCGGGACCAAUUUGGAAACUACGUGAUCCAAACAGCAUUGAAGGCCACAAAGCGUGCAAAUAGUCCCCUUUAUCAAAUGCUUUUAGCAAAGCUCGAACAAAAUCGGAAUGAACUCAUGAGUGGAUUUGGAAGGAAAGUGCUGAGUUUCAUUGACAGUGGCGUCCCCCUAGAGUAACUAUGAUUGAUUGAUUGAUCUCAUCAGAAGGAGCUCAAUUUCAAAGCAACUGUUAGUGUUAGUGUUACGUUGUUGUUGUGCAAUUUUGUUUGUCUUUUAAAAGCCUCAGGAGUCAAAGGUUAGGGCCACCCACCCUUAUUGUUUCAACUCAUCCAACUAGAAGAGUAGUUGAUGAGUGCUUUAGUAUAAUUUGUAGGAAAAAUGUAAGUUUGUUUCUUCUGGUAUUGUAAUGUAUACGUCUGGUGUGAUUCAA